AGACAAACACAUACAGGGCACGCCAUCUAAUAUGGCACAUAACAACCCCGAAAGCGAGAGCCAACUGUCGCUUCUGGCACCAAAAGGCUCAGAUGGCCAAUCAGCGGAAAAGAUUGCACCAAAGCCAAGGAAGAAGGGGCCGUCAUUUAGAAGGGAUAUACAAGGCUGGUAUGAUGGACGUCGCCAGCCGGAAUGGAGUAACAUCUCCCUGAAUUCGGCGAUUUCCUGGCUCAGCACUCUCGCCAAAGCAUGCAUCCUCUAUGCGGUUAGCGAAAGCCUAGGCCAGCUGAAAUGGGUCUGGUUUGCUCAGCGGAGCCGACCACUGUCUAACCUGGGGGAUUUUGAUUCUGCAAGUCGAGGAGUCCGGGGAAGUGCUCUGCUCUUGUGGGCGUUGAAGGGCCGUCACUUUGCAGUCCUAGGCAGCAUGACGGUCCUCAUGGCAUUGGCCUUCGAGCCGUUCAUCCAAAACUCGGUACAAUACGUUUCUCGCUCCAUCGAGGACCGCUUUCAAGUCUCUUUACUCGGAAAAACAGUGCAGUACAAUACUGUUGGGCCACUGAUGGGAGGGGAUCUCUACUACGUGGAUCCUGUCCUCAAAGCCAACAUCUACAGCUCCCUGACAAACCAAGACUCGACGCGCCCAUGGGCAGUCCCGCAGUACACCUGCCCGACGGGCAACUGUACCUGGGAUGCAAUGGCCAGCUUGGGCUUUGAGUCGCGAUGUACCAACAUUACCUCCUACCUCCAUCGGAACUGCACAUCCUUGAGUGAUACCAACUCCACGAACAAUGCCCUAUAUAACUGUAGCAUAUCUCUCCCCAGCAAUCUGGGCCUCUGGUAUAUUGCCAACGGAGACGCCGCAACAUUGUCAGUGAUUGCACCGGAGUCACCAGAAGUAGGGCUCGGAUACCGGGGAACACCCUUUGAGGUGGUGCAAUACAUCCUCGCCGCGGGAACCAACGCCAACGGCACCGGCGGCAGCGGCAUCUCCUCCACUCUCACCGAGACCAGCCUCUUCACAGCCACUGAGUGCGCCCUGGUGCCUAUCGUACAACUCUUCAACGCCUCGGUCUCACUGAGCGUCUAUCAAGAGAGCCAAAUCGCCAACUGGACCGCCAACGAAACCGAUUGGGCGGGUAUCAGCAUCACGCCGGUUAUCCCCUCAGACACAGGCCCCUUCUCCCCGGAAUUGAAUCAGACAUUUGGAUUUGGAGACGAGGCAUGGGUUGCCACUUCAUAUUAUAUCAAUAACCUCUUCGCCGGGCGGGUAGUGGCCGCAUCAGACUCUUUUGAGUUCAUCUCCGCUGCGAUCACCUACGCGGCCGGCGACACGCUCGAGGCCAUCUUCUACGGCAACUUCACGGCAACCGGCUGCAUGGCUGACGAUCCGCUCACCUGCGCCAUGGGCAACGUGGCGGCUGCGAUGACCAAGACCAUGCGUGAUGACGCGUUCAGCACCGCGGUCGGCUUCGAUAAAGACGAGGAUGUUCACUCCCAGCAGGCUGUCGGACAUACCCACGUCACAGUGUUGUUUGUUGAGAUUCGGUGGGUAUGGUUGGCGUUGCCAGUGGCUGUUUGGCUACUCGGGGCAGUCUCUUGCAUUGGUGCGGCGUGGAAGAGUUACCGGGCAGGAACGCGGCCAUGGAUGACCAGCCCGCUACCACUGGUGCUGAUGGAAAAGUGUUGGCAAGAUAGGGAUAGCAAUGGGGAAGGGAACGGGGUGGAAAUGGCAAACUUGAAGGCCUCCUCACCGGGCCAGGAUCCUGAAACACAUGCCCUUUUGGGAGGAGACGAUUCUCUGAAUGACUAUGAGCACAGAGCUAGGCAAAUCUCCGCUAAACUCGAUAUUGAUAACGGUCGGUUUGCAUUAGUUCGAUAGUCUCUCGUUUCCAGGUUGUUCAAAGAAACCCUGACAUCCCCUUUCCUUUCCACGCCCAUGAUGAUGAAGAUCAGCUUAUCCUUACAUAUAGCUCCUCCAGAAAAUUCUGUAUGAGGACACUGAUAGCUGAUUAGACCAUGCCAUGAUUGUAGUUUAUAUAUAGGGGCAGAAGGUCAUAAUGUUCCAG
Aspergillus sclerotioniger CBS 115572 is the source of this 2066-nucleotide messenger RNA. RefSeq names its product DUF3176 domain-containing protein. Lineage: Eukaryota; Fungi; Ascomycota; Eurotiomycetes; Eurotiales; Aspergillaceae. The coding region runs from base 32 to 1879 and encodes 615 amino acids. The record is from RefSeq and is a predicted model, not a curated record. The transcript is spliced from 4 exons.